Messenger RNA from Rhododendron vialii, 462 nucleotides. RefSeq lists its product as uncharacterized. Bases 1 to 462 code for a protein of 153 amino acids. The transcript has a single exon. Lineage: Eukaryota; Viridiplantae; Streptophyta; Magnoliopsida; Ericales; Ericaceae. The record is from RefSeq and is a predicted model, not a curated record.
AUGGUGAACCGACGCAGUGGAAUAGGGUACGAACACGGAGAAAACUCUGGAGCGAACCCCGACUUAGCCCAAAUCAUGCAAGCGUUCAUUGCUGCCCUGAACGCUAACCGUCAGAACCAUCCCCAUAACGACGGACCCAUGACUCGAACUCAAGCAAUGAAUGAGUUCUGCAAACGCCGACCUUCGACCUUCCUUGGAGACACCAACCCUGUCAUGGCCGAGACAUGGCUGAAUGAGAUCAAGAUGAUCCUCCGAACCCUAAGGAUCACCCAGGACGGAGACUGUGUGGCCUUGGCCACAUACCAAUUGAAGGGAGAAGCCCGCUACUGGUGGGACUUGAUGGAAGCAACCCAUGACGUUAACACCAUGACCCUUGCCGAGUUCGAGACCCUGUUUCUUGACAAGUAUUUUCCCACACCUCUCCGCUUAGCCAAAGAACAGGAGUUUCUGAACCUGAAAUAA